AUGCCUCUGCGCGCCAAGGUGACAAACCCAGCCUUUAGGACGACGGCUCCUAUGUCGACUUCCGCAACUCUUCCCACAGAGCUCCCCGGAGACGAGCCCGACGAUGUUUUGUUCAACUCCCUCUACGGCGUGCGCUUGAUUGAGCUCAAUCGGCCUCAAAAACUCAAUUCCCUGAACGGUUCGAUGGCACGGAAGAUCCUUCCUCGACUGAAGGAAUGGGAAAAAUCUCAACUGGCGAACGUGAUCAUGGUCACCGGCGCAGGACCCAAGGCUCUCUGCGCUGGCGGAGACGUCGCUGCUCUGGCUUUGCAGAAUGAACAGGGUGCCGAGGGUCAGCAGCAAUCGACCGAUUUCUUCGGCCUCGAAUACAGCCUCGACCACACCAUCGCGACGUACACGAAGCCCUUCAUCUCCAUCAUGGAUGGCAUCACCAUGGGCGGCGGUGUCGGGCUCAGCGUCCACGCCCCCUUCCGCAUUGCCACGGAAAACACCCUCUUCGCCAUGCCCGAGACCACCAUCGGCUUCUUCCCCGACGUUGGUGGCUCGUUCUUCCUGCCCCGUCUUGACGGCGAGACCGGAACCUACCUCGCCUUGACCUCGGAGCGCCUGAAGGGUGUCCAGGCCCUGUACGCCGGUGUGGCCACGCACUACCUCCACUCCAGCGUGCUGAGCAACUUGACCGGCCGUCUCUCCGAGCUGGUGUUCCGGGACUCCGCCACGCUUCCGGAGCGCCUGGACCUGAUCAACAAGACUAUGGCCGAAUACUCCAUCGGCCUGCCACCGCAGCGCGAGGAGCCGAUGCUGCUGGCCGGUAGCCUGCGGGAGGCCAUCGACCGCUGCUUCGCGUUCAACACGGUGGAGGAGAUCUUCCAGGCCCUGGAGCGGGAGACUCAGCGGGAGAACGGACAGAAGAAGUGGGCCGAGAAGACGCUGCAGACGCUGUCUGUGCGCUCGCCCACCUCGCUGAAGGUGACGCUGCGCCAGAUGCGCGUGGGUAAGAAGUGGUCCAUCUCCGAGACCUUCCAGCGGGAGCACCACAUCUCCGGCAAGUUCAUGAGACACCCUGAUUUCGUCGAGGGCGUGAAGGCCCGUCUCAUGUCCAAGCCUCCCCGUCAGGCUUCCUGGCAACCGGCCACCCUCGCUGAGGUUAAGAAGGAGGAUGUCGACGCUUUCUUCGAGAUCCCCGAGGGCGAGACCCGGCUGCCGCUCUUCAGCGAGAUCGACUACCACCAGUACCCGCACGCGCAGUACGGAUUGCCUACGCAGAAGGACAUCGAGGAGUUCGUGUUGAGCGCUAACCGUGGCCGCGGCGAGGUCGUCAACAAGUUCCUGACCCAGUGGGGCAACAAGGAGGGUGUGCGCGAGAAGGUGUCGGAGGUGCUGGCUCGAUGCACUACCACCCGUGGCGACGGCACUCUGGAGUGGAAGCAAUAG
This is a messenger RNA of Aspergillus melleus, 1434 nucleotides long. It is a transcript of the gene EHD3, whose product is annotated as mitochondrial 37S ribosomal protein mS47. NCBI's taxonomy places the organism in Eukaryota, Fungi, Ascomycota, Eurotiomycetes, Eurotiales, Aspergillaceae. Gene Ontology annotation, molecular function: 3-hydroxyisobutyryl-CoA hydrolase activity. The transcript has 3 exons. The record is from RefSeq and is a predicted model, not a curated record. Gene Ontology annotation, biological process: L-valine catabolic process. The coding region runs from base 1 to 1434 and encodes 477 amino acids. Gene Ontology annotation, cellular component: mitochondrion.